UUUGGCUUGGCAUGUCUGAGUGCCAUGCAUCUGGAAAUAAGAAACACAACAUGAUUGGCUAAGCUAUAGAGGCUACAAAUCACUAUGGAAUUCAGAACAUUCAGCAGUUAUGUUAUCAGUUCCACUGAUAGAUUGAUUUAAACAGCAUACUGAGGCUAUCUGGAUGGAUGACAUGUUGCAGAGCUCAGUAAAUGAAGUUAUUCAUUAAAGAGAUGGUUUCACCAUUGUUGAGGAGCUAUCUGGGGUUGAGUGCUUGCCUUUCAAUCACACAAAGUACAGGGUGAUACCCAGCCAACUGUCUUGGACAAGAUAUUUGUCUAUUGUUGAUGCUCUCUUUGUUUGUUUUAUAAGGAGACAUAAUUGUGAUAUGACCAAUAUAUUGUAGAAAGUGACAUUGAACCACAAACAAUUGACCAAGAUUUGAGAUAUUUUGUUCAUUUGUAUUCAUGCAUGAUGUUAUUCUAAAGAUUAAAUUUGUUUUCUUGUUAUGUUACAGAAUUUGUUAGAUCUUAAGGUGUAAACAGUAUGAAGUUUAUAUGAAUACUAAGAAUCGCCAAGCUGAGGAACACCUGAUCUUAGAGGGUAUUGUCAGUUUACCACAAUGAACAAUAAUGUGAUCCACAUAGUCCCUGAAGAAGCCAUUUUGCUGGAUGUGAGGAGUAAAUUCCCCUGUACUGUGGAGGGCUGUGACAAAACCCUGUCUAACUAUGGAGCUCUCAGAAUGCAUCUGGUCAAGACGCACAAACAUUACCAGAAUGAGGAAGACCGUGCCCUGGGGUUGAAGUUGAAGAGAGUGGACAAGACAACAUACCUAUACCACUGCCCUGUGAAAUCCUGUCCUAAACACAAGUACAAUGGGCAGGCCAACUCCUACUUCACAUCCAUGAAGCUGCUCAAACAGCACUAUGGCAAGCUCCAUGCCGAGAAGAAGUUCAGGUGUGAGAAAUGUGGGCGUGGGUUUGGUCUGGAGAGAGACAAACGCCGCCAUGAGGAAACCUGUGGCUUCUUACUGCAGUGCAAUACCUGUCAAUGUCCCUAUUCCACUGUGGAGGCCAUGCUGACACACUGCAGGCGGAAGAACCAUGACCCACCUGAGGAAUGUGUUAGCAAAAAGAAGAUUAAGGAAAGGGAGGGGAAAGCAAAGAAGAAUCUGUCAGUGGAUCAAGACAGGACCAAAGCAACACCAAGUAUUAUCUUCAUCAACAUGCUGCCUACUCAGAGUGAUGUCCCAGGUAACACCACCCCAGGGGCAAGCACCUUUAGACACAUCCUCCCCAAACCCAGUCUCCAGAAAACCGUGCCUUACACGACUGUUACCAUGGCCAAUGGUCAGUUUCUGGUCACCCAGGAGAACCUGGAACCCAGACAGAAUGUGGACACACAGACAGACAGACGCCUCACAGAACAAGGCACCAGCAUAGCCACUGAUCUCUUUUGCGCAGCAGCUGUGAGACACGCAAAGGAUGCAGAGGCUAUGAUUUCACCUGGGAGAAGAGAUGCUGAGGUUUCAGUGAGCCCUAGGAACAGAGAAAUAGGCACAAGUAUGACAGAUUUAUGUGCAGUGGAUUAUAUAAAGAACCAUCAAUCUAUAGAUGGGUGUCGACAAAUUUCAGAUCUAUCUAAUAAUAACGUGUCAGGUAUAAAUAACCGACCCAAUCAGCAAGAUAACUAUAAUGUGCAAUACAACCCUAUCAGUAGUUCAUUUAUAGACUCAGGGCAUAAUAACAGCCAGUCUCCAUUUGGCAUGAGCCCAGGAGAUUCUGUGUGUUCUACUAAAGGUAUGCAGACAUUAAUGAGCUUACCUCUCAGAUCUGAGUUAUCUAUAGCUGUGGCAGAAACACAGACCCCAGGGGAUUAUAUUCUCAAACAGGCUAUGGCCAGCGCUCACAUUUCUCUAGCUAAAGAGUCUAAAGGCUCACAGGUGUCACCUAGAGCAAAGAUCAGAGGCCAUGCAGGUGGUAUAGCUGUUAACUCACAGAGCUGUCAGACGUCACGGUUGAGUGAACAUCACAAGUCCCCCAAGAGGAAGAGACAUAGGAAGUGUGCCAGUGGGGACUGCGCAGUUAAUAACAGGAACAAAAGUUUGUCAUGGAAGGGUGACAGAGUUAGUAACAGAUCUCAGGCCAGUUCUAACUACCUGGCCAGUCUCUCAGCAGGUGAAUCUGUGGGGUCAUCUAGUCAAGGGUUGUUAACAGGUGUGUUGAGUCAUGCAGGUAACAGUUGUCUCGUUAGAGGAGCAGGUAACAACGUAGGUGUACGUACACGUCAUUUAUCUUCCACAGCCAGCACAACCACCACCAUGUUGAUUGACGGUCCUCAUAAUGAGGAUAUACCUGGUAGUUUAGCAGAGUUUGACGACCUAACUGACCACCAGACACAGACUAUAGACAUCUUUGAGAAUCUAAAUGCCGCAGCAGCCAGCAUUUCUACACAGACUCCACAAAGUUACCUGGCUCAGCCUAACGAGAUAGGGACACAGCCAGAGGGGGCUAACUUACAGCACAGUCACACACAGACAUUUGUCUCUGCCUUCACUGCCCAUGCUGAACAGGUCAGAUCCUUUGAGGGAGCUUUGGAGAACCCUGUCUUGUCUGCACAGCUGAAGACUUUUGAGGGAGCAGGGAAAACCUUAGGGUAUGCUAGUCAGACAAGGCUACCAGGUCGGUCGACUCUGAACCCCGUCUUAGCUGGACAGACGAGUGAUGACGACGAGUCCGUACCUGACACCUUCGAGACAAGUUGUGGUACAGGUGCUGCUCUGUCAGAUUUCUCUGAAGUUGACGUUCAGCCCAGAAUAACCUUCACAAAUUCUGAUGUCCAAACAUCUGCCACAGACCUGCUAAAUCUGCUGGACAUGGGGGUUCAGGCAGACAGUGGGCCAGGGACAACCAUCCAGACCCAGACUGAUGUGGAUGAGAUGGGGGAGCUCUUCUGUCACAACAUGGAGACUCAAACAGCCAGCGACCUCUUUCUCCAAGACCUGGAAUUCUCUGACAUCCAGAUUCAGACUAACCUUGACCUGGAGUGUUUAGAGGACAGCUCCAGUACAGUGGAAACCCAGACCAUGUGGCACUCUGCAGCUGCGGGAAGUGCCAGGGAACUGUCAGAUAUGCAGACGCAGACACUGUUUCCUACCAACCCUAACUUUGACCCUGAUCUCACAGAUUCUCACACCCAGACCCCGUGGGAGGAUAUCACCUCACUUAUCCUGCAGGAUCUAUAAGCUUAGUGCUCUUUGGGUUGUGACAGAGACCCUAUGGGAGUAUAUCACAUUGCUUAUUCUGCAGAAUUGGUGUCCAUACAUUUGAUAACUCGCUGGCUUGUGACAGACCCUUUGGAAUCACAUGUACGACUUUGCUUAUCCUGCAGGAUCUGUGAAAAUGUAACCUGUAGCUCAUUGAUUUGUGAUAGACACUUGUGCAAUUGAUUUAGCACAUGACUGUGUUAUGUUUGAGAUCUGAAGCCAUUUUCAUAAGUUGCUUAUAACUGCCUGUUGGCACUGUAGAGCAUGGAAUGCCAAGAUUUAAGAGUGAAGCUGAAACUACAUAAUUUUUUAAGAUUUAAUGCUAUGUAAAAUUUAUUGUGGCAUUAUAUAAAUUUGUUAACAUAUACCAGCAUUAUUUACUUCAUUAACUGUAUUUAUAGUCAUAAUUUCUUCACCUGGUCCUGGAAUGGUGUGAUAGUUACACUGCAUAAUUUAGUCAUCUUUGCGAUGUUCAAUGCUUUUUUUGCGUUGUCUACUUGAGAAAGGGUCAUUACAAGGUGUCAGAAGGCAAGGUAUUAUUCACAGAGGAGGAUUUAAAUAGGCAUAAACUGCACUCAGACACCUUGAAAAAAAAAUUAGCGAAAAUAAACUUAAAUAGUGGUUAGGUAGACGACGACUAUCCCAAGCUAAAUGUUCAUCUGGGUUGAUUGGAAAUUAUAAUUUAUCACACUUACAUAGCUUUGACAUUUAACACUAGUGUACCGUGAUAUACCAGUAACUUCAAUCAUUUUAUGUUAAAUGACAUCAAUACUUGUUGACCAAUAUUUAUUUGAUUGGUGUUUUACGCUGUACUCAAAAGUAUUUCACCUUUUGUAUGUGGUCAAAUGAGAUCAAUAUUUAUUGAUCACAGAAACGGUACACAAACUUUGGGACAUAAUUUUAACUUUUGUUUAAACUCAGAUCAAAGGUAAAGCUAUAUCGACAUCAGAUUAAUUUUCAAAACUAGACUGAUCAACACAGUAGACUCUCCGUAGACACAAAAGUUCCGCAGUAAUAACAUAUCUAGUACACAGUUUGUUUCUUUGGGGUCAUUUUUUCAGAAAAUGUGUUUUGUAGAUCUGGGAGUUUUAGGGCAGUUUAAGUGGUUACCAGAAGAAAAAUAAACCCCUCAAAUGUUGCGUGAAGGGAUCGUCAUGUUGAUAACUUCCCAACGGAAUCCUACAGGAUCUCAUAAUCUGUGAUUCUAUGAUGUAAUAGAGCCAAAGUUAUUUACAAACUUGUUAUACUUGUAUUGUUAACUUAUAUCGGCUUUUAUUUGUUAUAAGCCACGUCUGUUAAUUAUUGGAGAUGUAACACAAAACCUGAUGUGUGAAUUCUUUCCUAAACUAUGUGACCAGUUACUAAACCUGUUUCAACGCCACCAUAUCUUGUUUCUGUUUUUUCAAACUCAAGAUAUCAGUUUGAAAUUAUUAAGUCAUCCUUUCUCAUCUUCAUUCUCAGAUAUUAGUACAGAUGAUUUUAUAUUCUCUUAUUUAUUCAUUUUUGUCUGUUUGGGCUCGAAAAUAUCAUUUGGUUUAUUCUCAGUCAUUUUGUGAAAAGAAACAUGAAAUUUUUAAAUCAUAAUUCUAAAUUUAAUUUUUAUGUUCUCUGUUAUAUGCAUAUAUUUAGAACAUCUGAUACAUACCUGAUAUUAACAUUUACAUAUGUGCUGUGUGCAGCGAUGUACGUGUAUUCAUAUAAAUUUCCAAUUCACAAUUUUCUUUUCCAUAAAAGUAUUGUUCAAUUAUUUGCAUGUGUGCAUAAUUUUUCAAGUGUUCGUUCU
Molecule: messenger RNA, 5027 nt
Organism: Liolophura sinensis
Lineage: Eukaryota; Metazoa; Mollusca; Polyplacophora; Chitonida; Chitonidae
Biological process (GO): positive regulation of transcription by RNA polymerase II
Cellular component (GO): nucleus
Molecular function (GO): DNA-binding transcription factor activity, RNA polymerase II-specific; transcription cis-regulatory region binding
Source: RefSeq, a predicted model, not a curated record